Trichophyton rubrum CBS 118892 is the source of this 315-nucleotide messenger RNA. RefSeq lists its product as uncharacterized. The transcript has a single exon. Lineage: Eukaryota; Fungi; Ascomycota; Eurotiomycetes; Onygenales; Arthrodermataceae. The coding region runs from base 1 to 315 and encodes 104 amino acids. The record is from RefSeq and is a predicted model, not a curated record.
AUGGAAAGUGAAAGAAAAAUGUCCUCAUCCAUGACCGAAGAUAUCAAAGCGGAGCUUCAAAUGAGGCUCGUCGAGCAGAAGCAGCUCGAGGAGGAGGCUGUUAGAAUCGAAGCGUUCAUGGAGACCAUCCGGAGAAACAUCGCGGCCUUGGAGUUGAUGUCCUCCAGUGCCCGAAAUGCGCGGGGAGAGCGAGACCGAUACGCUACGAUGUCUCCUCAGGAGGAGCUGGCACAUUACGAGCAGGAACUGGAUGAUGUCAGACAAAGGAUUGAAGCCCUGCAGGCCGCUAUCGAUUUGUUAGAACGGCAACUCUAA